UAACGAAACAGUGAUAUAAUGCACUAAAAAAUAGACAAUAGGGAAAAUGAGGCCCGUGGCUGAGGAUCUAGCUUAGGGAGGGGAAGAACCUAGGAAGGCGAGAGACUGGAGCGGAGGGGACGUAUGGGACAAGUUAUUUUCCCCAGUAUAAGUCUCGUGAAGGAAGGGAUAUCAUGUCCAAGAUAUUAUGUUCUGUUACACAAAUACUGGGCUGGAUCUUUUUCUUACUAGAGUACGGUUUCGAACCCCUUUUUGGGCCAGAAAUAUGGGCAGCAUUCGGCCUGCAACAGCCUGGUUAAUGAGGAAUUGCGACGGCGCAAGCAAGCAAGCCGCACUAGCAGUUUGAUUUCUCAAACAUAUUAGGAUCACUCGCUUCACGUCAGCACAGCGAAUACUAUCCAAUGCAUUAACAGUUCAUUAUUGUAUCGUUUGGUUCUCCUUUUUGGCAUGUUUAAUAAAUUUAGAGGCAUCCAUUUUCGAAUUUGGUCUUAUAUAUUUAUUAUAUACUCACCUCUUAUAUAUUUGCUGAACUUUUAUAUCAUAAUCUUGUCUAGAUGUCUGUAUGAAUUGCUGACUAGCAUUGAAGCAUGUCAUUUGAUACAUUAUUUGAAUUGGGAGCUUUUUACUGUUAACCUAGGGAGUUUGCUAUAAUGGGCACCAAGAUUGCAUUUAAAUGGUCGAAAAAAAUAACUUCUUCUCAAGUGGUGCACUUAAUAAAAGCAGAGAGGAACGUAGACAAGGCUCUUGCUAUAUUUGAUUUGGCAACAGCUGAGUAUGCCAAUGGUUUUCGUCAUGAUCACAGCACUUUUGGUGUUAUAAUAAAUAGAUUAGUUUCUGCAAACAAAUUUGGACCAGCUGAAGAUCUUCUUGAUAGAAUGAAAGAAGAAAAGUGUGAUGUAAGAGAAGAUAUCUUCCUUUCUAUUUGUAGAGGGUAUGGAAGGGUUCAUAGACCAUUAGAUGCCAUGAGGGUCUUUGGUAAGAUGAAGGACUUCCAAUGUGAACCCAGUAAAAGAUCUUAUAUUACUAUGUUUGAUAUUCUGGUUGAUGAGAACCAGUUAAAGCUCGCUUUUAGGUUUUACAGGCAUAUGAGAGAAGUAGGUGUUCAAACUAGUGUUGUCACCCUGAAUAUUUUGAUUAAAGCACUCUGUAAGAAUAGUGGAACCUUGGAUUCCGCUAUUCAUAUAUUUCGUGAAAUGCCCAAUCGUGGGUGUCCUCCAGAUUCUUAUACUUACGGAACUUUGAUUAAUGGGUUGUGUAAAUUCGGAAAGUUAACGGAUGCAAAGGUUUUUUUUGAAGAGAUGAAAAUGAGAGAUUGUUCUCCUUCUGUUAUUACAUAUUCAUCCUUGAUACAUGGGUUAUGUCAGUCAAAUAAUAUAAAUGAAGCUUUGGAUUUGCUUGAGGAAAUGAAAAACAAUGGUAUGGAGCCAAAUGUGUUUACUUAUAGUUCUUUAAUGGAUGGUCUCUGCAAGGAUAGUCGUUCUUCCAAAGCGAUGGAACUACUGGAGACAAUGGUUAGCAAACGUUGUAAACCAAACAUGAUAACUUAUAGUAGCUUAAUUCAUGGACUAUGUAAAGAGGGAAGGCUUCAUCAAGCUGUGGAGAUUCUUGACAGGAUGAAACUUCAGGGUCUGCAACCAGAUGCAGGAUUGUACGGGAAAAUCAUAAGCGGAUUCUGUGAUGUCAACAAGUUUGAGGAGGCAGCACGUUUCCUUGAUGAGAUGGUUUUAGACAGAAUCUUGCCAAACAGAUUAACUUGGAGUCUUCAUGUUAGGAUUCAUAAUAUGGUGGUCCAAGGCCUUUGUACCAAGAGUGAUUCAAGUCGAGCUUUCAAGUUGUAUCUAAGCAUGAGAACUAGGGCCAUCUCUGUUGAGAUUGCGACUUUCGAGAUUCUUAUGAAAUCUUUCGUUAAGGAUGGAGACCUACACAAAGCUGCUCGUAUUGUUGAUGAAAUGCUGAUUGAUGGAUGUACUCCAAAAGAGGGAGAAUGGAGUAUGCUUCUUGGUGCAUUUUGGAAUCAAACAAUGGUUCAAGAAGCUGUUGAGUUGUUUCAGGCUGAGGUGAUGAGUGAACUUGCGGAAGCUGACAUUACAAUUCAAAGAUGAAGCCUUUUGAUUUGGUAUGCAAGUUUUGCUGUUAAUUAUUCUAAUUACAUAUUUCUGGCUUGGCCUAACUUUCGAAUAGACUUGAUAAUUUUGUAAAAAUGUUUUAUGAUUUUGAAAAUGUACAAAAAAAAAUAAUUGACAGACAGGAAAGAA
This is a messenger RNA of Gossypium arboreum, 2255 nucleotides long. Its product is annotated as pentatricopeptide repeat-containing protein At5g46100. Lineage: Eukaryota; Viridiplantae; Streptophyta; Magnoliopsida; Malvales; Malvaceae. The record is from RefSeq and is a predicted model, not a curated record. The transcript is spliced from 2 exons. The coding region runs from base 651 to 2102 and encodes 483 amino acids. Gene Ontology annotation, molecular function: protein binding.